AUGACGCUGGAUUAUUCCAGUAAACCAGGAAUAGCUGAGAUGGAUACUGAAUAUAAAGGACUACAGCUCUCCCUGGAUCAGGUCACUGCUACCAAGCCGGCAUUCUCAUACGCAAAUUCAACUCCGACCAUAACGGAUAAUAGAAAGGGAAGCAAAUCUCGCCUCUCGAGCACAAAGUCAAAAUCAAGGACAUCACCAUACCCACAGUAUUCUGGAUUUCACACCGAGAGAUCCGAGUCCGACCACGAGAGCCAGUGGGGUGGGAGCCCCUUGACUGACACGGCUUCUCCCCAGCUCCUGGAGCCCGCGGACAGACCGAGCUCCCAGCACCACGAUGUCUCCUGUGCCUACAGACAGUACUCAGACCGCGGCGCUCUCUGCUACGGUUUUGCACUCGACCACUCCAGGCUGAGUGAUGACAGACAUUUCCAUACUCAGGCCUGUGAAGGAGGCAGAUGUGAAGCUGGCCGGUAUUUCCUUGGCACGCCACAGCCGGGAAGGGAGAGCUGGUGGGGUUCUCGUUCAGCAUUGCCCCUGACUAAGUCAUCCCCUGAGAGCAGAGAAGCAUAUGAAAACAGUAUGCCUCACAUAACUUCAGUGCACAGGAUUCAUGGAAGAGGACACUGGGAUGAGGACAGUGUGGUUAGCUCACCCGAUCCUGGCUCUGCCAGUGAAUCAGGCGACCGAUACCGUCCUGAGCAAUAUCAGAGCAGUCCGCACGAGCCCAGCAAAAUUGAAACUCUGAUAAGAGCCACCCAGCAAAUGAUUAAAGAGGAAGAAAACAGACUACAGCUGCGGAAGACAACCCCUGAUCCACUGGUCUCCAUUAAUGGCACAGGGAAGAAGCACGCUAUCUGUUUUGCAAACUACCCUCAGCAGCAGUUGGCAGUGGAUGUCUGCCGCGUCCCAACGGUUGCCAACACUCCUCCCUGUGAACACAUCCAGCCACGAGAUGGAAAGAUGAUGAGCCCACAUGAAAAUGACUAUGACAACAGCCCCACAACACUGUCUAGGAUAAGCAGCCCCAAUUCUGAUCGAAUAUCAAAAUCUAGCUUGGUACUAGGUAAAGACUACCUGCAUUCAGACAUGUCCCCUCAUCAAACCCCAGGGGACCACCCAGCAGCCUCUCCAAAUUAUUACAGCUCCCACAGGCAGUACUUUGAUAAGCAUGCUUACACGUUAACUGGAUAUGCCCUGGAGCAUUUAUAUGACACUGAAACCAUCAGAAACUAUUCACUAGGCUGUAAUGGAUCACAUUUUGAUGUGACUUCUCACUUAAGGAUGCAGCAAGAUCCAGCACAAGGACACAAGGGGACAUCCGUUAUAAUAACCAAUGGAAGCUGA
Tauraco erythrolophus (red-crested turaco) is the source of this 1344-nucleotide messenger RNA. The record is from RefSeq and is a predicted model, not a curated record. Lineage: Eukaryota; Metazoa; Chordata; Aves; Musophagiformes; Musophagidae.